Peronospora farinosa is the source of this 1965-nucleotide messenger RNA. The record is from the annotation of a GenBank genome assembly. Lineage: Eukaryota; Oomycota; Peronosporomycetes; Peronosporales; Peronosporaceae.
AUGGCGGUCGAUGACGCGGUAGCCGCGAGCUUUUUGGAGCUCAACACUGCGCUCAAGCGCGAAAAUUAUACACGUGCUGUAGAAAUCUGCAACAAGAUUCGUUCCAAGUUUCCAGAUGACGUAGAUGCUGUAAAGGUCAAAUGUGUUGCACUUAUUUAUUUAGAAAAGUUCGAUAAGGCGCUGGAAUUGGCUGUCAAGUACGAUUUUUUAAGCACGGAAAAGGCCUAUUGCCUUUACCGUCUAAAGCAAGACGAUGACGCGCUGAAGCUGCUAGAUGGAGAAGAAUUGGACACUCUGAGUGCAGCCCAACUGCAUCUAGCAGCGCAACUGGCACGUCACCAUUUUCGCAAGGAAAAUUACGACCAGAGCAUCCGCAUUUAUGAAAUGUUGCUUGCUCGUGCUCAGGAGGGCGAUGAUCUCUUGGAGCUACAGACAAAUCGACUGGCAGCGUAUGCGAGUGCUGGCAGGAGUCACGAAUUGAUGGAUCGCGAGAUUUUGAUCAAUGCUGGUUUCGAAUUGGCUUUUAACAAGUCGUUUGUGGCUAUCCAGUCGGGCAAUUGGGAGGCAGCCGAGCAACUUUUACUGACUGCCGAACGUAUGUGUCGCGAUGCCUUUGCUGCUGAAGGGGCUUCGGAAGCUGAAACUGCAGAGGAAUUGGCUAUCAUUAAGACGCAGCUUGCAUUUGUGAAACAAAUGCGCGGUGAUGUGGACAGUGCUCUUUCAGAUUACCGUAACGUUCUGAAGCUCAAGCUGCGCAACCGUGCUGUGGGAGUUGUGGCUUCGAAUAACAUUGUGACGAUCCGCAAGGACCGCGACGUAUUGGACUCGUUAAAGCGGUUGAAAAAUAUUGAUGCAACGGCGUUGUCGGACAAAUUGACCUCUGCGCAGCAGGAGGCUAUCCUUGCGAACCGCACGCUAAUACUGUGCCUCAUGAACAAGACGGAGGAAUCCCGUGAGAGCUUAGAGGCCUUAAAAAAGCAAUUUCCUGCAUCGAAGUCAAUUGCCGAUAUAUCGUUGUUGCUCACCAUCAAGGAUCAUUCGCCUGCAGCGGCCAUUGAGCAGCUUCAGGGUGAUGUGAGUGUAGGUGGUCGCCUUGGCCUUGCACAUAUGUAUUUAAAGAUAGGGAAGGUGCUGAAGGCAGCCGACUGCAUUCGGUCCAUUGAGCAGUUGGCGCACACGCCAGGUACUGUGGCAACCCUUGUUGCACUGUACGAGCAAGCCGGUGACUCGGCAUCUGCGCAAGCCGUACUGGAAAGUGCCGUGGCUCACCACAAGGCAAUCGACUACACGUCCGAACAGGCCAUGGCGAUUCGCGAAGGUGACUGCUGGUACAAGAUUCAGAAGAAGCAGUUCCGUAAUGCCGCUGACGCGUACUUGGAGCUUUUGGAAGGCGAGACUGCUGGUGCUAUGGAGUGCGAUCUUCGUCUUCGUUCUAUGGCCUCGCUGGUCGUUGCAUUAUCAUUUUGUGAUGCUGAAGCUGCGGAAACGCGGUGUGCUAUGCUUCCUGCUGUCGAGGAAAGCGGUGUUGAUCCAAGUGAAUUGGAGAAGCAGGCUCCGCGCUCGACUCGUCUAGCCGCCAAAUUUGUGGACACUGGUGACAAGAAGAGCGAACGGAAGCGUGCGGCAAAGAGCCCAGAAAGUAUUGCUCGCAAGCGCGCAAAGCGAAGGGAGGCAUAUUUGGCCAACCUUCGCGCUCGUCCAGACUACAACGCGUCCAUCGGACUGGUGAACCCAGACCCAGAACGCUGGAUUCCGCGUAAGCAGCGCUCGCAUGGCAAGCGUGGCCGUCGUGGACGCAACCGCUUUGUCGGCGCACAAGGAGCUGGCAUGGGCACGGAGAAGGACGCUCUCAAGCUGGAUGCAGCCGCACGUGCUGCACGUAAGGCCGAAUCAGACAAGCCCGCUGUUGUCGUGGUGUCCAAUGGCUCGGGCAUUCGCAAGUCCAAGAAGAAAAAACGCAGAUAG